Choloepus didactylus (southern two-toed sloth) is the source of this 1386-nucleotide messenger RNA. RefSeq names its product translation machinery-associated protein 16-like. NCBI's taxonomy places the organism in Eukaryota, Metazoa, Chordata, Mammalia, Pilosa, Megalonychidae. Gene Ontology annotation, cellular component: nucleus. Bases 211 to 849 code for a protein of 212 amino acids. The transcript has a single exon. The record is from RefSeq and is a predicted model, not a curated record.
CUGGAGCUCUUCCUGGAGUAGUGCCCGCCGUCGUCAGUGCGGUUGACCCCAUCUGGAGCGCGGAGGCCCCCCGGGGUCGCGAGGACGGCAUCAUGAUCUGGGAGCAGGAGUUUCUUUUCCUUCAGCUGUUGAGUCCAAGGCAACAGUAACAAGCUUCACUGGGGCAAGCCCCAAGACAGAGGGCUCAGCAUGUGAAGCCAUCAGUCUCCAAUGUUCGUGAGAACAUCAGGAACAAUCCAGCCUAAAGCAUCAAAAGGAAAAAGUACAGGACAGGAAAAAAAAAUCAUCCAUCCAUAUAGUAGAAAAGCAGCUCAAAUUAUGAGAGAGGCCCACAAACAAGAAAAAAAAGAAAAAUUAAAGAAUGAAAAGGCCUUGCGUCUCAACAUUAUCAGUGAAAAACUACAGUGGUUUCACAGUCAUCUUGAACCUAAAAAAGUAAAAUAUUCAAAGAAAGACGCUUGUGAAUUAAUUGAAAGGUAUUUAAAUCGAUUCAGUGAUGAACAGGAGCAGAUUGAGUUACAUAACAGCAUCAAAGACAGGCAGGGAAGGAAGCACCAUUCCCGGGAGACCGUCAUCAAACAGACGAUGGCACAUGAGCGGCAGCAGUAUGAAGGAUAUGGUUUUGAGAUUCCAGACAUUGUAAAUGCAAGUAAUCUGAAAACUUUUAGGGAAUGGGAUAUUGAUCUGAAGAAAUUGCCGAACAUUAAAAUGAGAAAAAUCUGUGCUAAUGAUGCAGUGCCCAAGAAGGGCAAGAGGAAAAAUAUUGCAACUGUAGAUAAAGAUUUAGGGGAAUUGCAACUAAAAAGUGAAACAGAUGACUCAGAUGAGGAAAUGACUGCAGUGGACUAAUUGUCUUUAUUUGAGUUUAAAUAAUUUAAGAGCUUCAAGUUAUACUCAUUGAAUACACAUAUAAUGUAUAUAUAUGGUCUAGAUACAGGAAUUUGCUAUUAGAACAUUCUCUUACAUGAAGAGAGUCCCAUUUGUAGUUUCAAAAAUGAUGUUAAUGGUUUUUAUUUAAAAACCAAAGUUGCUUUAUCAUUUACAUUACGAUGCUAAAGUGGAUAUGAAGUGAUCUGCAAAACCCAUUUAACCUGAAUUUCCAGGGGUGUGGAGUAUGACAUGAAUGGGGACAGAAAAUGUUUUAAUUUUUACCUCCUGUUUUGAUAACUGCCUAAUCUCAUUUUUGGGGCAUGGAGAGCAUUCUGUUUCUAAAAGGGUCCUGUGGAUACUUCUUGAACUGUGAUGAUGGCAAUGUUGCUUUCAGUAAUAGUGUCACAUUAAUCUUCUUAAAUAUUAAACCUAUUUUCUUUUGUUAUAAAAUAGGGAAAAAUGUGAUAUGGAAUUCAUAUAGGCUGAUGGAUUUUAUGUUAAUCGUAUUUGCUAUCU